Megalobrama amblycephala (Wuchang bream) is the source of this 2031-nucleotide messenger RNA. RefSeq names its product linkage group 2 C19orf44 homolog (gene lg2h19orf44). NCBI's taxonomy places the organism in Eukaryota, Metazoa, Chordata, Actinopteri, Cypriniformes, Xenocyprididae. The transcript is spliced from 8 exons. The coding region runs from base 195 to 1868 and encodes 557 amino acids. The record is from RefSeq and is a predicted model, not a curated record.
GUUGUCAUGGUAAACAAGCUCGAGCGUCGCGCUCUCUUUUCAUCGGGGAAACAUGUUGUUGUAAACAUGUUAGUAAGCUACCUUUCUGCGUACUGCAUACUUUAGAGAAUUUAUACGAGAGCGCCGGUUGCUUGGUUUUAAGGGAGACGAGGCUUUAUGGUAGCAUUUUAGGUGAUGUUUAUUAACUAUUCAAGAUGGGGAGUCGUGGAGGAGCGAGGAGUUCAGCUCUGGACCGGGCUAAAGCUCAUCUCUCUGGACAGAGAAUCUCAAACAUGGGGAUAUCAAAGGACAAAAGAGAUGUGGAAAACUCUGUCAAAUUUACAUCACUGGCCAGACAGACCCAUUUCCAGGACCUGAGUGACAUCCCACCAUCACAGAAUGAAAACCAGGACCUUGCGAAGAGUUUCGUUAUAGGUGGCGGUAGUCGAUUUCUGAAGAAGACCUCUAAAGAUGCCACAGGAGACAGACUGUCGUCCGCUCCAAGUAAAACUCCUGCAGGAAUGGACGAGUUCAUACCUCAACGCAGUUCACAAAGCACAGCUUUAAGCAGACUAGCGCUCAUUGAGAACCGCAUUAGAAACCAGAAAAGCAAAGAUGCACACCUCGCUGAACCACAGGAGACACGUUUAUCUGUCCAGUCCAGCAGCGAUUUGAGCAUGACAGGGAGUCGCUUUCUAAAGAAGGUGGUGUCCGCACCUCAAGAGGAGAAGGUUUCUGGUCUGAAUGAAAAUAAAGGAAGGAGAGUCAGUUUAGAAAGCGAUGAACAGGACAUGCGAAGACUUCUAGGAGAUUCUUUUAGCUUGUCAGAGAGUUCCUUGCAAAAUGCAGUGAGGAAGAAGAGUCCUCAACCAGUUAAAAAGAUAUACAAGAAGAGCAGUGAAAAGUCCACCGUACCUUCGGCAGCCCCUGAAAGACACCAUAGAAGCCUUUCUCCUUCCUCCAGCAGGUCUGAGUCACGCAUGGUCCGGUUCAUUGAACGCUCUGUGUCCUCUGAAACGGAUCACAGUGAGAUCCGGUCUUUGGAUGAUCUCUUUCCUGUUGCUGCAGCACCUGACUCUGAUGACACUCUGAGCGAGAUGAGUGCAGUAUCGGAUGAUUUCAAACUCAACGUAAUGACACUGGAUGAUCUUGCUCCUAUACCUUUUGCAGCAGCUGAAAUAUCGCAAGAAAAGAAAGAAACACUUGCCAGAAAGGAAGACAGAAACAAAAGGUCAUCCAACGACAUCUCAAAGGAAGAAGACUCGGCAGCCUACGAGAGUGAUUUUGAGAGCGAGAUCCCAUCUGAGACGCCACAGAGUGCCAGUGAGAUUUCAGAACGUCUCACAGAUGAAGCCAAAGAUGCCUCCUUGGCCAGCGAGGCCCAGUACAGCUCAUACAGAUCCCAGGUUGACGACGACGAUGAUGAUGACCGUACUUUAUCACGAUCAUCACUGUCAGUCAGUCGCCACUCAGACCCUUCUUCGAGGUCUAGCUCGUCCAAUGCGACAGUCACCCACGGCCCCAGUCCUGACCGUCACGUAAAGGAGGUUGCAGUACAGACACAGAUGGAUGGAUUUGCCUACACAUGGUCUUCUGGCAGGGCUGCCGCUGGUCCGUCACUGGGCAUGACGUACAUGGACCCCACUCCAAUAGCCAGUCACACAGUCAGCGCUGAAGCCAUAGAGAGUUUGACAGCAUAUAGUCCUGCCAUUUUUGCACUCAACGACAUGUUGCGGCAGCAGUUGGCCCUCACAAGAUCGUUCGUCGACUCCACCAGACGCCAUUACAGAUCAGUGCUGGAGUCCCUGGGGCCUGACUACAAAUACACCACAUUACAGGACACUAAAGAGUUCAUCCGUGCUCAAAGGCCGCCCAAACUAAGUAAUUGAAGACGCUCUAGAGGAAGUUCUACAGGAAAUGCAGGACUAUCAUUGCAUUUAAAUGAACAGAUCAAUGUUUUGGAUGCAUCGUCCAUAUAUUGUAAACAGCCAAAACGUUUCAAUCAUUGAUAAUGCAAUAACAUGUGCCUAAAUAAAACAGCCAUUUUUAGUA